This is a messenger RNA of Limulus polyphemus (Atlantic horseshoe crab), 8338 nucleotides long. Its product is annotated as rho GTPase-activating protein 45-like. Gene Ontology annotation, biological process: activation of GTPase activity; signal transduction. The transcript has 23 exons. The record is from RefSeq and is a predicted model, not a curated record. NCBI's taxonomy places the organism in Eukaryota, Metazoa, Arthropoda, Merostomata, Xiphosura, Limulidae. Bases 914 to 4639 code for a protein of 1241 amino acids. Gene Ontology annotation, molecular function: GTPase activator activity.
AAGUAACAGUGGUGUUUAUACAGCCAUCUAGACUAUUCAGUAUGUGUACGUAGUUAAACCACGCCACUGCCCUGUUUUAUGGUUCGUAUUUAAAGAUUUUGUGUUGGAAAAAUCAGAAACAUAUCGUAAGCAUUGUGAAGUCAAACCACCUGUCACUUUUGUUUACAUGAGCGUGGGAAAGUAAGAAAACAAUUUCUUAGAAUCAUAGUAAGCCUAUAUUAAUUGCUAAGCACGUGGCCUCAGAGUUGAAGCAUUGCUACGCCUCAUUUGUCGUUCGUACUAGAAUAUUUCUGGAAAAUUCGUUGAAUUUAUACUAUAUACGACAUGUGAUAGAGUUCUGUUCCUAAUUCAGGUAGUUUGGAUAUUGCUAAUAAAACAGAAUAACUUGUAAAAUACAAUUGUAGCUUGGAGUGUUUUCUGUGAAGAAGAUGUUUGGACCGUUAUUAUGGGAAGACUACAUUAUGUUAAACUAUAAAGCAUGGAUUCUAUAAAACCUGACACUAACAGAAUAAUGAAUACAUAUUUGUGUUUGUUUAAAUUGUGAGGUUUAUUGAAAGAGACAUCGACAAGGGACUUGCACAGGAAAGAAACACCUUAACUGUAUACUGUCACGGAUCAAAAGUGACAAUAAUCAGUGUUUGUAUGUCUGAAAAAAAAGAAAAAAGUCACCACGGAAUAUCUAACAAGAAAGCUGUUGAUAUUAGCCUGAGGACGUGGAAAUUGUUUCUUUGUGAAUACCACAGACGCUAUGUAGUGGUGUAUUGAGCCUUUUCAGAAGCGUGUUUUUCACUGUUUAUAAACACUGUUUCUGCAGAAAUUACGGAGAACCUGCAAGCUAUUACUUAUCGAUGUGUUUAUAAACAAGGCUUCCUUAUUAUAGAUAAAACGGCCCCCGCUACUUCACCAAGGUUUUAUGGUAUAUAAUUUGGUUCAAGCCUUAAUAAUGAAGUUUUGCAUCCAUCCCAUUAUGCCGUCUUGCUUCCCAGUGGAAUUUAUUGAGGGAGUUUCGGAUUAUAUUAUGGGAGAUGUAGAUCCUCAACAAGUUCAAAAAGACGAGUCAUCGGAAAAUCUUCUAACUUCUGAUAAUGAUGCUAGUCUGAUAUUUUCUCGAGACAAUGGACCAGCAUCCCCAGUCCUUUCACCCGAGGAUAUCGACCUCAAACUUCUGGCCAUUGAAGAUGGUGUCUCUCACGCCUUUCAAAGAGCAAAGUUAUGGUCGAAAUACGCUAAGGAUGUCAUUUCGUAUGUGGAAAAGAAGAUUAAUCUACAAAUGGAAUACGCACGCAACUUGUCGAAAUUAGCGCAGUCGAUGAAGCCUGUGCUGAAAGAAGAGUGCUUUCUGCCUUUCCAAUCUAUUUACUGUACUGCUCUAGACCAAGACUUAGAAAAUGCUAGCUCUAUAUAUGAUAAUUGUGAACUCCUACGCAACCAUAAAUUUAUAGAGCCACUGUCAGCAAGAAGAUAUGAAUAUGAAAAGGCUCGAAAGCAAAUAAAAGAAAAAUGGCAUCGAGAACUAAAAAAAAUGGAGGAAGCUGUUACAAAUCUUCGUAAAGCCAGAGCUCUUUAUGUUCAGAGACAGCAGGAUUAUGAAAAAGCCAAAGAUUCAGCAGCUAAAGCUGAGAUAUGUGAGAAUAAUGAGUCUUCCAACAAAGUUGACAAAAAACGACGUCUUGAAGAUGAUACUUUACAGAAAGCUAAAGAAUCUGAAACAAUUUACAAGGCUUGUGUAGCAGAAGCUAAUGAGAGACAACAGUUUUUAGAAAAAGUAAAGAAAGAAGUAUUACAAGAAAUUCGAGAGUUGAUUUGCCAGUGUGACCAAACAAUGAAAGCUGUGACAGUGUCUCACUUUCAGCUACAACACACCAUAUCAGCACCAUGUCCUGUUCAGUACCAGACUCUUUGUGAAAGUAGCAGGCUUUAUGAACCAGGACGUCAGUACAUGGAAUAUGUAAAAAGACUUCCUCAACUUUCAGGAAGAUCUACUAAGGCACUACCAGCCUUUGUAUUUGAACCAUAUUCACCGGAUUCCAAAUCAGAGAAAUCAAGACCUUCAAAUGUUUCUUCAGACAGCUAUGAGGACUUACUACAUCAUCAUCCAGUUGAACCCAGACAUUCCUCUGAUAGUAAAGUUUCAGAUAGUGGCUCUUUGCCUCAACCUAUACGGUUCUGGAGUGGUGUAACACGAUUUCUACAAGGGAGUGACACAGAUAGCACAAGCAGCUGUCACAGCACGAAGUCACAAGAAAACAGUACACCUCCUAGUCCACUGUUAUUGCCUUACAAAAUCAGAAGCAUGUCAUUAGGAGAAGAGUUAGAAAUAGUUUCUAGUCAUAUUGAUAAUACAUUGCCAUGUGGCAAAAGACCUUUUAUGUCAAAAGCUGCUGAGACACACAGCUUCAAAAAAAUUAGGAGACCCUCAAAAUGCAGAGAAUGUGAUUCUUAUGUAUAUUUUCAAGGGAUCGAGUGCUUUCAGUGCGGACUUGCCUGCCACAAGAAAUGUUUAGAGAAUUUAGCCAUACAAUGUGGGGGCACAAGAAUGCCCUGCAGGAUGACCACCUUUGGAAUCGACUUGACAACUCAUGCAGCAGAAACUGGCAGAAAAAUCCCUUCAAUAGUUGUUAGAUGCAUUUGUGAAAUUGAUCAAAGAGGAUCAUGCAUAAAAGGUAUCUAUAGAGUUUCAGGAGUCAAGUCUCGUGUUGAGAAUUUAUGCCAGUGUUUUGAAAAUAGGCCAGACUUGGUUGAUCUGUCCAAGAUUCACCCAUUCGUGAUAGCUAAUGUCCUCAAAAGAUACUUCAUGCAGUUGCCUGAACCCCUUUUAACCUUUAAACUUUAUGAAGACUUCAUUGACCUUUCCAAGGAUUAUUCAGCUCAGAAAGAAGUCAGUAAUAAAGAAGUCAUUGAGAAGCUUAAAAAGUUGGUUAACCAACUUCCAUCAGCUCAUUAUGUUACUCUGGCUUUUUUAAUUCAUCAUUUGAAAAGGAUAUCUGAGAAUGUGGAUGAAAACAACAUGCCACCAAGUAACCUGGGUAUUGUAUUUGGACCUAAUUUACUUAAAACAAGUGAAGGAAAUGCUUCAUUAAACUCUUUGUUGGAUACUGUUUACCAAGCUCGAGCUAUAGAAUUACUGAUUACUUACGUAGAUGAGAUUUUUGGUCCACCCGAAGUGGCAUUUCCAAGCAUUCUUCCUGAACUUGAGGAAGUGUUCAGGAAGGAGAAACUUUAUGAAGAUGAAAAGUAUGCUUUGCAACGAACAGUAUCAGCUACAAGUGAAGUCAGUGAUUAUGAUGAGAGCCAAAUGGACAGUUUCAAUGACAGUGUAGAAAAUGAUGGCACAGAACACAGCGAACUUAUUGAUGAGUCAGUGUUACAAGCUUCUCCAGACCUAGAGCUUCCUGUGGCAAGAAAUGAAUUAUAUAAUUGUGAUUCAGAUGACUGGCUUGCUUCAGAGAUUGAUCUAGAUGGUGAGACUGCUGAACCACUUUUUUUUGCAGAGAAUAUUUCACCAUUCUACAGGUCAACAUGUUCAUUUUAUAGAAAAUCCAGAUCUAGGAAGGCAAACCGUAAAAAUCUUAAUGACAUUGUUAAUGCUCAGAGUAUUGAAAAUAAUGAUUAUGUCAAGUCAAAUGAACAGUAUCCUAGUCAUGAAAACGUUUCUGUUGCUUGUAGUCAGACAGUAUCAGAAUUGCCUCUCAGUGGUUCUAAGGAUUCCUUAGGUAUGAACUCGGCUCCACAACCUCCACCUCGUAAACAUUCUCCUUUGUUUUGGUCUUCAAGUCCAAAAAGUUACAAAGCUGAAAGACCUGUUAACCAAACACCAUUUGAAAUGUGUGAAGAAGACAUAAAUAAACAAGAAGUCAGCUCUAUCCCAGACAUAAAAAACACAUGCUUAUCGGUAUCUGCUACCAGUGUAGCAGAACAGAAUGUUCUGACAGCAGCAAUGAAUUAUCAGCAACAAGAUACUCUGCCAGACCCUCAGAUGUUAGAAACUUUGUCAGAUUCUUCAUCUUACUUGCAAAGUUUAUCUAGCUCACAGCUCCAAUUAUCAAAAAUGGAAAACAAGUAUCAACAAACAGAUUUAAUUCCAAACCAACACACAGAACCGACCAGCCAGAAAGGCUUUGAGCAUGAGCAGGAAAAAGAGGAAUUCCUGGAAGAUCAGCUCCUGACAAAUAACUUUAUUGACUCCAGUUUCAGAAACAGGGAAAUCUUGGGGUUAUCAGUUCUUGAUAAAAAGAUAAACUUACCUGGCAGUAGGUACUCACUGGCAUCUCUUCCUGUGCCCAUGUCAAAAAAUAUAUCUCGAACAUGGUCUCUGUCAAAAGGAGCUCAGAAUGUUCUGGCUCGACAGCUUAAUUCUGUAGACUCACAACUAAGUGAUCAGAAAAGCAUAACUUGUGACGAAACACCACAGCAGGAAUUAGAUGACUCUAUGAGAAAGUAUGAAAGAAGACGUUUUACUACUAUAACUUGUGUUGAAGAUAAUAGCUCACAAGCCCCUGCAGUAUCCUUGUUGUCUUCUUCACUCAACUUAUUAUCACCAAAACUCAGAUCUAGCAAGAAUUUAAUGACAGAAAAAAAAGGAGAUUUUCAAGAGACGGAGAGAGCUAGUAGUCCCAGUAACCAGUUACACUUUGUUUAGUAUUGGCUGAAGUACUUUAACACAUAUGUAGAAUUUUCAAAACUUUCUCUGUUAAAAAAACAUUACAGAAAGUUUGAAACCACAGGUUAUGUGAACUUAAUUAAGGGUCUAUUUUGUCUUGUUAAAUAAUAUAGUCAUGGGUUAAAAUUACUAAAGAUUGUUGUAUGUUAUGCGAAGUUUUGUUUCAUUAAGGCAUACCUGUUGUGAAAGAAAAAUUAUGUAUUUUAGCAAUUUCAUCAAAAUCAAAGUGGAAAUCAUCUCUGAUAUGGACUUGAACAUGGGGAUCCCAACUGAACAAGCUUGCGGUCUUUCAAAUGUGUUACAAUGUAUUCAAGUUCUGUACAGACAUCUGUUAUCCCUGGUCAUCAGACUAUCAGAAUAGACUUUUAUUUGUUUGAACCAAAGACUUACAUGAAGGAUUUGUUAUUCAUCAACAAAAGACAUUUACAUGAUAUAUGAAUGUUGGUUAUUUAAAAACAAACUAAGAAUAUUGCAUGACUAGAACUGCUGUUUAUUUGAAAAGUAUAAAAGUUUUUGAUCAAAAAUGCUGCCUACUACACGAGAAACAUUUUUGGUUCAACUGAAGAGAGAGAGCGUGGUAAGAUUUUUAAUGUUAUACAAAGCUCAACUUUUUCACGGGAUGCUCAUUUGGAAAAGACGUGGCACAGGUCAAAGAAACUAAAGUUGAUGAGUAUAGACUUGUAUAAAAUACUAACUAAUCUGAAGAAGACCAUUUUUUUCUGCUAAUAUAUUUUUGAACUUUGUUUAGAACAAUCAAAUUCGACUUAACUGAGGUCAUGCAAUCAGGAACAGUUUUUCAUAAUGUUUAUUUCAGUUAAGCUGUUAUUCUCAAGGCUAUAAAACAGAAAUAACACAUUGGCAUAAUCUUCAUAUUAAAAACCUAAAUAUGCUGGAAUUGAGAUAAUUUAAGAUGAUGAAUAUUUUUGCUUCUGGGAACUUUUUAUUAGACUUAUCAUCAACAUUUUUUUUAAAUAUAGUUUCUUUCUGAAAAAAUUUGGGUAGUAACCAUUUUUUGUUUACCAAACUUCUGUUGUUUAACCAUCUAUGAUCAAAAUGUAAUGGAUAAAAAUCUUAAAGAGUUACAGUACUAGUUUGUUAGGAUAUUAGAAUCUCUGUUAGUUUUAUUACAGCAUGUUAUACAUUGGUUGAAUAUAUUGAUGGCAUUAUUUUAGUUUAACUGCUUUGUAGAUUUUUUAUAAACAAAAACUUUAAAAAUGAAUUAUAUUUAACCUACUGAAACUUAAAAUAUUAAUCUUUAUUUGUAAAAACAUCCUAACUUGGACUAACAAACAUAUAAGUAUGGGCAGACUGGCACAUUUUUAGCAGCUGGAAAAUCACUUGGUGAUUGACCCAUAUUCCAUUGAAGUCAGCCCGAAUCACACUGAGGUGAGUAAAGGGGGUUAUGUUAAUAAUACUUACAGUUUACUGAUAAUUGUUAAUUUGUCAUAUUAACGAAAUUAAGCUCUUGAGUUAACUGUAUUAGAAGGCCUCAUUUCUGACAUUGUGGACAAGCACAGGGAGAAAUUUCCUGGUGAUAUCCAUGACUAGUCUUGUUCUAUUUGUAAUUGUUCUCAUUUCCUUAAUAGUUUCUUUUUGAUUAUCUUCAUGAAGUGAUGUAUUGUCUUAAUGAAUAUAUUUGACCCACUAAUCAGAAUUGAAAUUGCUCUAAUCCAGACUUAUCUUUCUUUUUAAUGUAUGGAUAUUUGAAUUUCAUUUUUUAAUCUUAUAAUCCACUGUCAUCAUCUUCUUAGGUUUUUUUUUUUCAUAAUCUCCGCUUACAAUUUUCUGAAGACAUAAUUUAAUUCGUGAGUUUUUCUUCUUUUUAAUAUUGUACUCCCAGAAUGCUUUUAUUCAUGUGUUUAUUAUUGUAAUCUGUACCCUUAGUAUCCUUAGCCAAAUUCUUCUUUUUGUACCUACUACAAUGGAUUUGUUGUUGUAGUAUACAACUACAUCUUGAUCCUUCAUUCAGGUUGUUUUUAGUGUUAAGACAGUUUUCUCUUCUUAUAAAUUCCUUCAUCAUCCUAAUCUUAUUCUUUAUUUCUAUAAUCCUCCCAUUUCAAUAUUGUAUUUGUAUUAUUUUCAUGAACUAACAACUGUCUAAUAAAGGUUUUGCUCUGUUAAUAUAUGAAUAACAAGCCAAACAACUUAUCACGACAAUCUAUCUACUGGUGGCAGAAUGCUAAAGUAAGCUUAUCAAUUCACACUCACCCAAAUAAGGCCCAAAAAGAUAAAGGCUAUUUCUUAGUUGUCACUAACGUUUUGACGUAGAUAAACUGAUUUUGUUCUACUUCCCUUGCAUUUUUGUUAGUAAAAUAUAAAAGAUUGGCAUACAAAUGAAAAAAAAAAAGAGUUUCUUCUGAAUAGUUUUGCUAUAUUUUCAAAGACUUUUGGGCAUCUUGAGAAAAGAUAUGUUGAUUGGCUAGGUUUCUAAACCCUUCACUGGUAAUGCUGGCCGUUGUUUAGUUUUAUGAGAUACUAGUUAACACAUUAAAAUGUCUUUAACCCAGUUGGACCCAUCAGAGACUACUUCACGUUCUUUACUUGAAACACUUUUAGUGCAUUUUAAUCUUUAUGUUUACGGUAUAUCUUACUUAGCGACAUCUACACUAUCAUUGUAUUUAGUCUAAAUGUUUAAUACACAUAAAAUAUAGAUACUAUAAAAUAAAAUACUAUGUAGAUAAAUAUAACGUUUUAGUAGAUUAGAAAUGUAUCAUACACUCAUGACGCACCCAUAAGUAACCAAGUUUUGGUUACUGGGAAAUGUACGUAGUCAUGUAUAUUAAGAGAUUUUUAUUUCUCAUUUAAGUAAAGUUUGUUGAACUGCAGGUAAGGAUAUUUUACUUUAAAUACCUAGUAUUUCUUUUAACAUCAAUUAAUUUUGUUGAUAUUUUAAAAAUGGUAGUUUUAAGCAGAUGAAGUUCAGUGAUGUCUUCCCGUUAAUGUAUUUUAUACAUACAACAAUGCUUGUACUCCAAAAGGUAUUGAAGCUCUUGAUAAUUGGUUAAUAUGUAGAGUAAAAUUUAGACAUGCUUGGAUUCGUACAACAUUCAAUGCAAAUACGUUUUGGAGCAUUAUAGAAUCUUGUAUCACUAUGGAAACGACCCCAAUUGUCGCUACUGUUCUUAUGUAGUUAUACUGUUCCUGUGGUAAAUGUUUAAGAAUCGCAGUUCAAGGCAAAUAUAAUCUUGAACGAAGACAGAAUUAAACAGUUAAUCACUUUCCUUUCCUAACAGUUCUAAAUUUAACCAUUGAAUUGUUCUUAUAUGUAACUUGCAAUAUUAUUAACAUGUCAUCAUCAAACCUAUGUAUUAAUAUCUAAAGUAUUAAUAAUUUGACAGAUUAACCUGCUGGUUUACGGGUCUAAUCUGUGUGUGGACAGAUAUCGAUAUCUGAAGUAACACUGGUUGUUUUAGAAGUGGGAGUUAUGUAAUAUUUUAACCGAUAUUUACAGUUUAUGGCAUGCAUAUGUAUACUCGUCUAGGUUUAGCUAGUCUUAACGACCAACAUUUCUCAAUCUUAGUUAUUGUUAAAAACUGUAUAUAAGCUAAUAUAUAUAUAUACAUACGCUUUGUAUACUUGUAUUUCCAAGCAUAACACAAACAGCUGUAGCACAAGAAAUAUGUUUUAUAAUAUGUCUUAACAAAAUGUAUAUUAUUCAAAAUAAACAUUUUAAACAAA